GCGCCUCUCCCUGGUGUGUCACUUUGUACAGGCACAGCCCGGGCAGCCUCUGGCUUCUCUUCCGCCCCACGUGAUUCUGUUUUAUUCACACGUCACAUUAAUCCCAGGGCCCGGCGAGUAAGAGCCCAGAAUCCAUCAGGCACAGACCGGACCGCUAUUGGGUCCUUCUCGCUGUCAGCUGACGUCGCUGUGAGUCGGCGGCACUUCCGGUGGAGCAGCUGUUACUGGCGCGAUCAUGUUGGGAAUAUUCAGCUCCAUCCCGACCCAGAUGGACUUCAAGGGUCAGAAACUCGCCGAACAGAUAUUCCAGGGCAUCAUCCUCUUCUCUGCGGUCGUGGGAUUUCUCUAUGGUUUUGUGAUGGAGCAGUUUGGUUGGACCGUGUACAUUGUGAUCGCAGGAUUUGGAGUCUCUUGUUUGCUCACCCUGCCCCCGUGGCCCAUGUACAGAAAGAACCCGCUGAAAUGGCUCCCGGCGCAGGACUGUGCCCAGGACGAGAAGAAGCCAACGGAGAAAAAGCCCAAAAAGCACAAAUAGCCUGGGGGCGUGGCUUGUGGGAGGGACCCGUCUGUGACCAAAUCUGGAGAAUGGACUUGAGCCUGGGAGUGGGAGGAGCUUUCUGCUAAGCAGAACAUUGGGCAGUGCCGGGGGAGGGGCCACUUGUCUUGUGUCCAAUAAAUCCAUUGUCAGAAA
Molecule: messenger RNA, 691 nt
Organism: Xenopus laevis (African clawed frog)
Lineage: Eukaryota; Metazoa; Chordata; Amphibia; Anura; Pipidae
Gene: spcs1.S
Product: signal peptidase complex subunit 1
Exons: 4
Coding region: 236-535 (99 amino acids)
Source: RefSeq, a predicted model, not a curated record